CGAGAACGGGGACUUUCUAUGCUCUCUCCCCUUAUCAACACACCGAAAGAAGACCAUAACAAUCAACGAAAAGAGCACUUAUUACGCAGAAAUGAAGUCGCUGAUCGUCCUCCUUGCUGCCUCCCUCAUCGUCACAGGAUGUAUGAACUCGAUCUUCACCAAAUACCAGGACAAUCAGUACGUUGCGCCUGACCGUAAGUUCGAGCAGCCGGUGUUACAGACGCUCCAGAUGUUUAUCGGAGAGGCAUGUGCAUUUCUAUUCGUGCUGGGUAAGUCGUUCAGGGGAAGACCAGGUGAAUACGAGCCAAUCAUCGGUGGCAAGCCACCGUUGCCAGCUUCCAAGGUGUUCGUGCUGGCCAUUCCUGCCCUGUGCGAUCUCUGCGGUACAACGCUCAUGAACCUAGGGCUGAUGUACACCCCGGUUUCCAUCUACCAGAUGACAAGAGGCGCUUUGAUCUUGUUCGUGGCCUUGUUCAGUGUUGUGUUCCUUCGCAGAAGCAUCAACAGGGUCGAAUGGCUUUCACUCGUGGUUGUGGUUGCCGGUAUUGUCAUUGUAGGACUCAGCGGGAAGCAGAACGCCGGCUCGGAGUCUGUUGACAGCGCUGUGAGUAAAGAGGCAAGCUCUAAGCUCGUGGUUGGAAUCACACUGGUGUUGUUGGCCCAGGUGCUGGUGGCAACACAGUUUGUCGUUGAAGAGCACAUUGUCGGUAGAUGGACCGUGGAACCGCUUACCCUUGUCGGGUACGAGGGCUCAUUUGGUGGUUCGUUAACGCUCCUGGCCAUGGUUGCCGGUUAUGCAACCGUGGGCAAGGGCACCAAGGGCCCAUUCGAUGUUGUGAACUCAUUCCAUGAGUUCUGGAGCAAUGCAAACAUCCUGUACUCCUCCAUUGCGAUCAUGAUCUCCAUCGGAAUGUUCAACUUCAUCGGCAUCACGCUCACCAGCAAGAUGAGCGCCACGGCAAGAUCCACCAUCGACACGUGCAGAACUGCGCUGGUGUGGGUCGUCUCCCUGGUGCUUGGAUGGGAAUCAUUCGUGUUCGCCCAAUUGCUGGGAUUCGUUCUACUCGGCUUCGGCACAUUGGUGUUCAACGGAGCAAUAGCCAUCGACCCUUACCUACCACGCUGGUUCCUACAGGAUAAAGUGGGCAAUCUACGUAUCAUUGACGUUGUCGACGAGCAGAUCGAGAGACAAUGAUCCAUAUAAAAGCUAUGUAAUUUGAGAAUUGAUACACAUGGGCUAAUUAACUCAGUGGCUGGAAAUAGCACACGCGCGCACGCGUGAAAAGUACAACACACGCGACACGUUGAUGAGGAUCAUUGGGAGAUUCCGAGACGAAAACGCCGACUUUCCAACUAAUCAACAAACAAACAACGGCCAAUUGACCACCAUUCAGCACCAGGUGGAUCGUAGUAUGAAUCUCGUGGCUGCCAUCUGUAGUGGGCUAGUUCUUCUGGUUACACUUCUGUACGGUGUUGUGCUCUUCUUUUCACAUUCUCCAAGGGAGCC
Messenger RNA from Williopsis jadinii, 1507 nucleotides. RefSeq lists its product as uncharacterized. Gene Ontology annotation, molecular function: pyrimidine nucleotide-sugar transmembrane transporter activity. The record is from RefSeq and is a predicted model, not a curated record. Bases 92 to 1195 code for a protein of 367 amino acids. Gene Ontology annotation, biological process: pyrimidine nucleotide-sugar transmembrane transport. NCBI's taxonomy places the organism in Eukaryota, Fungi, Ascomycota, Saccharomycetes, Phaffomycetales, Wickerhamomycetaceae. The transcript has 2 exons. Gene Ontology annotation, cellular component: Golgi membrane; intracellular membrane-bounded organelle.